UUAAAAAAUUCAUAAAAUUUCUACAACAACAAAGUGCAGGCAAAGCAAACAAUUGCAAAUAUUGAAAAAAUAUACGGAAAGUGUUACACAAGUGUGCGGAAAGUGACCAAAAAUAGUAAAAAUAUAUAUAAAUACAAUAACAACAACGGUUUGUUGCAGUCGCAGCGAAAAAAAUGAAAUUAUUAAAUUAACCGGAAACGAAUAGAAAUUAAAUCAGUGAAUUUAUGUGCCAAUACUCACACCAAUACAUACACAAAAAGCAAUUUAUUUAGUAUAUAAUAAAAAAUAAAAGAAAAUCCCAAACACAUACACAAAUACAUAUGCAAGCAUAGCAAGACUUGCAAUGAAAUGAAGUGGUAGUGCUUUGAAAAAGUUAUGAUUUCCUUAUGUUUUUGUUAUGAGUCAAUAUAAUCCAGAAACUGUCACAUAAACAGGCAAGCAGCCAGACAACUAGACAACCAAGCAAUCAGUCGAACAACAACACAGCAACAACAGUCACCACAAACGACUAUUAGUGAACCGAAAUGCUGAGAUAGCCAGCCAACUGAGUGCCAAAUAGACGCGAAGAAAUGUAAUUAUUGGUGGCUGUCCGGCCAGCUGCUGACACAAAGCAACAAUAGCAACAAUAACAAGACCAUAUAGCAAUUGCAGCCACAACUACAAAUAGCAACAAAAUCGAUGUCAACCAUAUUAAUGCCUACAACAACAACAUCAUUCACAAGCUAACUACAAUCAAAUGCGUAUUAUGCCUUUUCAACAUCCAAUUGCCGCAAAUCUUAAAGCCCAACUGAAUGCCACAAAUGCUAUUUAAAGCUAAUAUUUAUGUAACACUACGAAAAGAGGAAAAAAUUAUUGCCAAUUUAUAAAUGCGCAAUACAAAUACAACAAGUGCCAUACACAAACAAAGAAACGCAGCUAAAACGUAACAACACGUAAUAUAAAGUAACGUAACGUAACGCAACGAAUUCCGUCCAAUCAUACUGAGAUUCUUAGUGCCUUUUUACAAAUAAAACAAAACUAAACUAAACAACAAAAGAAUAAUAUAUAAAAAAAACAACAAAAAAAAAAGUUUUAAACAACAAUUGACAUAUGAUAUAUUUCUAAGAAAAAAUAAAAUUAAGAACGUUAACAUAGUUAGACCAGAGCUUCCAAAAGUUUAACGCAGAAAUUAGUAAUAAGAUUAAAGCACUCCCAAAUUGAUAUACAUACAUAUAAGGACUUACGUUUAAAACAUAUACAACAGUACACGCCUAAGCUUUCAUAAAAGCACUACCGAAAAGCUCAUACGUAUUGAACGCCAUAGCAAAUAUAAGCUGAAAAAAAAGCGCUGAAGCAAUUAUUUCAAGCUAUUUGUAGGCUCCUUUGAAAAGCGCACGAAAGCUCUUGAAACCUUGAAAGCUUCCAGCAAAGCUCAAAAGCUCGAAAGCAUUUCUAAAACUUCAAUUUUGCAAUUUACAUGCUAACAACUCCACCGCUUUGACCUAAGCUUUAACUUUUAUACAUACUUACCGUGAGUUGUGCCUCGAGCUGGAGCUUAAGUAUAAGAAGCAUAAGAUGUCCGCAUCGCCUGCCACUACUAGUGUCAUCACUUCGAACGAACUUGCCAUACAACAACAGCUUCAACACCAGCAGCAUCAACACCAACAACAACUUCAAACGCACAGCUCUCCGACGCGCGUCUCACUACCACCCGGUGUUACUGUGACCAACGUUGUGACCACAACGUCUGCAGCCGCUGCCGCCAACGCCAACGGUUUAACACUAAUGCAUCGCUCGCCCGACAGUCCACAGCCCGAGUUGGCCACCAUGACAAAUGUCAAUGUGCUCGAUCUACAUACAGACUCGUCGAAACUCUACGACAAGGACGCGGUCUUUAUUUACGAAAGCCCCAAGGUGGUCUUGCCGACAGUGGGCUCCGGUGCGACAGUCACCAGUGAUGAGCAUGUGAUUGAUGCACGCAUGGUCGCCCAAUUGAACGAACAGCAAGCAGCUGUUGCAGCGGCUGCUGCUGCUGCAGCUGCAGCCAACGAUAAUCAGCCGUUGGCCAAGAUCGAAUUCGAUGAAAAUCAGAUAAUUCGCGUUGUCGGCCCGAAUGGUGAGCAACAACAAAUCAUUUCACGUGAAAUAGUCAACGGCGAACAUCACAUACUGUCACGUAAUGAAGCUGGCGAACACAUACUCACACGCAUCGUAAGCGAUCCGACCAAAUUGAUGCCCAGCGAUAAUGCGGUCGCCGCCGCAAUGUUCAAUCAGGCACAGAAAAUGGCCAACGAUCAUGGUGUGUAUCAGACAUCGCCAUUGGAUGCCUCAAUGCUGCAGCAUUACGAGCCAGAGAAUGUCGUUAAGGCAGAGGUGGAUAUAUAUGAUGAUCCGAAGAAACCGCCGGGCAGCGGUGGUGGUGGUCAGCAAAUACUCUAUACAACAACUGGUCCGGACACUGGGAAGCAACUAUCACAUUUGCCUGUUGCCACGAAGCUGGAGUCGGAAAUGUAUCCGACAGACAAACAUAUCGAUUUAAUCUACAAUGAUGGCAAUAAAACCGUUAUAUACACCACCACAACCGAUCAAAAGGGUUUGGAAAUAUAUUCGGGCAGUGACUUGAGUGGCCUGGUUGCUGAUGGGCAGGUGGUGGUGCAAGGUGGAUUGCAGUAUGCCGGCGCUGGCACAGCUGGUGGACAACCGGUCUAUAUAGUAUCCGAUGGUAGCUUGCCGCCGGGCGUCGAAGGACAUUUGCAAAGCACACCAACGGGCGGCAACAACAAAUUGAAUGGGCAAACCACACCUCUGGACGUGUCCGGCCUAUCGCAAAAUGAAUUCCAAGGCCUGCUGCUUGGUUCACACCCAUCGGCGGCCGGUGGCAACGGCAACGCAUCCACAACACCAACAACCAUCUCACAGCACUCGGCCAUUGUGGCAGCGGCCACCGCCGCAGCAGCGGCAGCUGGUGGCGCCACAGCUGUAGUGGUCACCGCCGAGCAGCAGCGCCAACAACAGGCCCAACAGACGAUCAGCAUCAAACGCGAACCGGAAGAUCUGCGCAAGGAGCCGAAAAGCGGCGUCAGCAGCACCAUCGUCGAUGCGACGAACAGCAUCACCAAUGGUGGCGUGAUAAGCGGCACCGCACAUCACCAGCAACACGGCGGAACGAAGGUUUUAGUUGUGCAGUCACCGACAUCACCAACACAAACGACCAUACAAAUUAAAGAACCGCCCAUUAGUCCUGGAAGUCCAACAACUGACACAAUGUACGCUGCCAGUGGCGGCACACAAAUCUACUUGCAGGGCGCUCAUCAGUCCAAUGCACCCGGUUCCGCUGGCGUUCCGAAUAAUGUGAAUGUCAACGCACAGACACCCAGUCCCGGUCCCUACAUCACACCCGACGGUUAUGGCAUGUACACCACCACACGCCUCACCUCGGGCGGACCGACAUCAACCUUCAUUACAGAGCCUUAUUACCGCGAAUUCUAUACCACAGCCACCACGGCCGACACACAGACUGGCUAUGGACAGGCGCCACGUAAUAUCGUGUAUGGCGGUGCUGAGAGCGAGCCACCACAUCCGGGCACCACGUAUGAGGGGCGCUUCACCACGUCCGCAGCACCCGUGACCAGCAUGCCAUCGCACACCACAGCCAAUACGGGGGGAAUGAAGAACGGUACACCGGUGUAUGCUAAGACCAUCACAGCUGCUGGACUGACGGUGGAUUUGCCGAGUCCGGAUUCGGGUAUUGGCGCUGAUGCGAUAACACCAAGGGAUCAGAAUAAUAUACACCAGUCUUUCGACUAUACAGAGCUUUCUGGCACAUUAUUGGACAGCAAUGGCGGCAUUCCAGUCUCGGUGAAUAGCAUACAACGCGGCGCCGUGAGCGUUCAUGGACAAAAUAGCCCGACCACAUCGUUGGGCGGCUCGACGCCGAAUGGCGCCACACGCUCGAGGCCAUGGCAUGAUUUUGGACGACAAAAUGAUGCGGAUAAAAUACAAAUACCAAAAAUCUUCUGCAAUGUCGGCUUCCGCUACCAUCUGGAGAGUCCAAUCAGUUCAUCACAGCGACGCGAAGAUGAUCGCAUCACAUACAUCAACAAAGGACAAUUCUACGGCAUCACAUUGGAGUAUGUGCCCGAUCCAGAUAAGCCCAUCAAGAACACAACUGUCAAGAGCGUUAUUAUGCUGAUAUUCCGUGAAGAGAAGAGCCCCGAUGAUGAAAUCAAAGCUUGGCAAUUCUGGCACAGUCGGCAGCAUUCGGUUAAACAGCGCAUUUUAGAUGCAGAUACGAAAAAUUCCGUCGGCCUAGUUGGUUGCAUCGAGGAGGUCUCCCACAAUGCCAUCGCUGUCUAUUGGAAUCCGCUGGAGAGCUCAGCCAAGAUCAACAUCGCCGUCCAGUGCCUGAGUACGGACUUCAGCAGCCAAAAGGGAGUUAAGGGUCUACCGUUGCACAUUCAAAUCGACACAUUCGAAGAUCCGCGCGAUGCACAGGUCUUCCAUCGAGGCUACUGCCAAAUUAAGGUCUUCUGCGAUAAGGGUGCUGAGCGCAAAACACGUGAUGAGGAGCGACGCGCUGCUAAGCGUAAAAUGACCGCCACAGGACGCAAGAAGCUCGAUGAGCUGUAUCAUCCGGUCACCGAACGUUCGGAGUUCUAUACAAUGCAGGAUUUGCAAAAGCCACCGGUACUAUUCUCGCCCGCCGAUGAUAUGGAAAAGAGCUUUUAUGGCCAUGAGACUGAUUCACUGACCGGCGCACCAGAUCUCAAAGGCACAUCACCAUUCUUGUUGCAUGGCCAAAAAGUGGCGGCGCCAACACUCAAAUUCCACAAUCAUUUUCCGCCCGACGUGCAGACCGACAAGAAGGACCACCUGCUGGAUCAAGGUCUAGUACCCAGUGCCAUGGGCGAUUUUGUGCCACCAAUGAAGCGCGGACGCAUGACACCGCCCACCAGCGAACGCGUUAUGCUGUUCGUGCGACAGGAGAACGAGGAAAUCUACACGCCGCUGCAUGUGGUGCCGCCCACCACUAUUGGCCUCUUGAAUGCGAUUGAAAGUAAAUACAAAAUCUCAACAGCGAGUAUAAAUAAUAUUUAUCGUACAAAUAAGAAAGGGAUUACUGCGAAAAUUGAUGACGACAUGAUUUCGUAUUAUUGCAAUGAAGAUAUAUUUCUGCUGGAAGUGCAACAGAUCGAAGAUGAUUUAUAUGACAUAACAUUAACGGAGUUACCCAAUCAUUGAGCGCAUGAAGAAGUUUAUAUAAUUGUAGAAUAAAAUAGCAACAACAAUUGUGUAUGCGAGGCAAUAGCAAGAGCAGCAGCGAACAAAAGCAAUAGCAGCAAUAAGUGAAUACACACACACACACACACACAGCACCUGUAUGUAAGACAAGUGGCAGCUAAGCAAAAACAAGAAGCUGCGAAUUAGAUAAACUCAGCGCACAUUGUUAUUGUAUUUGUUUAAAGAAGCUGAUGUGUUAAGUGUUUUUUUUUAUAAAGAUGAUGACAACAACCAUAACUUGGACAGAAAUGCACAAAGCAAUGGACACAAUAUAUAUUAUGGUAGAUAAGCAAUUGCAAAUGAAACAAAAACAACAAAAAAAAUAAAAAAAUAAAAAAAUUAUACAAGAGCAUAUAUACACUUAACUAUGUUUUUUCAUGCUAAUAUUAUUAACUAAGUAUAACGGAAAAAGUAAGCAGCAGGCGAAGUAAAUAUGUAAGAGUUUAUACAUUUACAAAAACAAAGAGAGAGUAUAUAAAAUCUAAUAAAAAUCUUAAGUGUUAGCUUGCGCGUGAGGCAAAGCAACACUGAGAAAUUUGCAAAUUGGCUAAAUAUUAGUAUAAAAUUAGUAGAUAAAAAGUGGUAAAGGCGGCAAAUGACAAAAAAUCAAUUGCAAAAACAUUGAAAGUUCAACUCCAUUUUAUGAUUUGCUUGCUUUAAGUAAAUAGUGUGCGUGAAAAUUUAAUUGUGUUUAUAUUUUUAUUAAGUAAAUAAGUUUAACUUAAGUACACACACGCUUAAUUGAGAUUCAAAAAUGUCUUUUACAUGCAAAAAGCAAAAAAAAAAAACAUAUAUAAAAAUAAAAUGUAAAUUAUUACGGUUCAUGUAAGGGAAAUUCAAUAAAAUUCGCUAAUUUUUUCAAAAUAUUUUUUUUCAUGUAUACUUUUUAACCAUUUCGUCCGAAGUUUAGGAAGUUCAAAAAUCUUAAAAAAUCUCAAAAUCAUUUUCCAAAAAAGCAGUCAUUGUUGCGCCGCCACAUCGCUUCCAAUAUUAAUAUGUUUUGUAAUCCGUUCAGUAAGCGUUAAAUAAGAAAUAGUUUAACUAAGUAAAUACAAAAUAUAUAGGCAUGCGACAGCAAAUGCAACAAAAAUAUGUAAGUGUGUAUGUAUUUAACGUAACAAAUAAUAUGCGCCAUAAAGCUUUCACACAUCUCAAAGCUGUCACCACAUGAAAGCUUGCCACAAAAGCUUUACAUGCUUACUUCGUGCAACUGCGUAUGCAAUGCAACAUUUCAGUGCUUUUGAAUCGCCUUAGUUAAAUGCGAACAUUACAUUAAGAAGGAAAUAAAAAUGAAAAACAAAAAACGCAUAAUUAUAAAAUUCUCAAAAACUUUUACUUUAGCAAUAAUUAACGCGUAAAGCUUUUCGAACAAACGCUUAAGUUCAGCGUGCAGUUAAAAAUUUCACAUUUUUGUAUAUUUUUGCUUUUCUUUACUCAACUCAACGUAGUACUUAAAGUUUUUUCUAAUUUUGUAUACCUAAAUAAGUUUUAGUUUUACUUAAGUAAGUUACUUUAAACUUUACUCAAACAAUGUUUUUUAUUAUAUAACUAUUAUUAUUAUUAUUUUUAUUACUAUUAUCAAUUGCUAUAUAUAAUUUUUGAUAAAUAAAAUUCGAACAAAAUUCGAUCUGUUGAACAAAAAUCUUAAAGAAUUUUCUUAUAAAAAUAUAAAACAACACUUUUUGGUUGAUUAAGCAAGCUUUUGGACUUUUCAUUAAAGCGUAAUGCUUCUCAUGUAAAACUCUGCAAAUACUUUUCCCUUUUGAUACAUAUUAAUAUUGUGCUUUGAGUAGAUUUUGUGAAAGUUUUCAAAGUCAUUGUGAAAAAGCUUCAUAAAAAAGUACGCCGUUUGAAAGAUUUGAAGUUCAGUGUAAAUUUUCAGUGAAAGCUUGGCUAUAGAAAGCUUAAAAGUAACCCAAUUAUGGACAAUUUAUGAUAACGUUUUUCUAGAAAAAAGUAACUAAACUCAAUUCAAGCUGAUAAGUUAAUUCUAAUAGUAAAAUUAAAUUAAUUAACUGUGAUUCUAAAAUUUCACAAAAGCUUUCGUAUAUACAU
Messenger RNA from Bactrocera tryoni, 7314 nucleotides. It is a transcript of the gene grh, whose product is annotated as protein grainyhead. Gene Ontology annotation, biological process: regulation of transcription by RNA polymerase II. Gene Ontology annotation, molecular function: RNA polymerase II cis-regulatory region sequence-specific DNA binding; DNA-binding transcription activator activity, RNA polymerase II-specific. Lineage: Eukaryota; Metazoa; Arthropoda; Insecta; Diptera; Tephritidae. The transcript has 16 exons. Bases 1555 to 5220 code for a protein of 1221 amino acids. Gene Ontology annotation, cellular component: nucleus. The record is from RefSeq and is a predicted model, not a curated record.